Gastrolobium bilobum is the source of this 825-nucleotide messenger RNA. RefSeq names its product nodulin-26-like. NCBI's taxonomy places the organism in Eukaryota, Viridiplantae, Streptophyta, Magnoliopsida, Fabales, Fabaceae. Bases 7 to 825 code for a protein of 272 amino acids. The transcript has 5 exons. The record is from RefSeq and is a predicted model, not a curated record. Gene Ontology annotation, biological process: transmembrane transport. Gene Ontology annotation, molecular function: channel activity. Gene Ontology annotation, cellular component: membrane.
UCGGUGAUGGCUGAUAAUUCAUCAAGCAAUGGAAACAACGAAGUGGUUUUAAAUUUAAACGGUGAUGCCUCCAAAAAGUGUGACGGCAUCGAGGAAGACUGUGUGCCAUUUUUGCAGAAGGUGGUGACAGAGGUGGUGGGGACGUACUUCUUGAUAUUUGCAGGAUGUGGUUCGGUGGUUGUGAACCUUAACAACGACAAGGUGGUGACUCUUCCCGGGAUUUCUAUUGUUUGGGGACUCGCUGUUAUGGUAUUGGUUUAUUCAGUUGGACACAUCUCUGGUGCUCAUUUCAACCCAGCUGUCACACUUGCUCAUGCUUCCACCAAAAGAUUUCCCUGGAAGCAGGUGCCAGCAUAUAUAGUAGCUCAGGUGGUUGGAUCCACACUUGCAAGUGGAACACUAAGACUUAUAUUCAUGGGAAAGGAUGACCAUUUUGCUGGAACACUUCCCGCUGGAUCUAACCUGCAAGCUUUUGUGGUCGAAUUCAUUAUCACUUUCUACCUAAUGUUCAUCAUUUCUGGAGUUGCCACCGAUAACAGAGCGAUUGGUGAGUUGGCUGGGCUUGCAGUUGGGUCAACGGUACUGCUAAAUGUGAUGUUUGCAGGGCCAAUCACUGGAGCAUCAAUGAAUCCAGCAAGAAGCUUGGGGCCUGCUAUUGUGCACAGUGAAUACAGAGGAAUAUGGAUAUACUUGGUCUCACCCAUUCUGGGUGCUGUGGCCGGUACUUGGGCCUAUAACUUCAUCAGAUACACAAACAAGCCAGUGCGUGAGCUCACCAAGAGUGCCUCUUUCCUCAAAGGAAAAGGAAGUGGUGGAGCUGAGUGA